This is a messenger RNA of Chara braunii, 2019 nucleotides long. The record is from the annotation of a GenBank genome assembly. NCBI's taxonomy places the organism in Eukaryota, Viridiplantae, Streptophyta, Charophyceae, Charales, Characeae.
UCCCCAGCCCUUUUAUCGCGCAAACUCAACUCUUCCCAUGGCAGUGACAUCGAAACAUGGCAACCCUGGGAGGGGAGGAACUGGUGAUGGCCGAAGGGGAUGAGGAACGAGAAAGGGAAAAACAAGAAGAGGAAUACGAAGAGAGAGUCCGAUUAUUGCUUACAAUGUGCUACGAUGAAGGACGGUGCCCUGAGGACAUCCCACUCGAAGAGGUGGAGAUCGAAGGGAAUGAGGCGGUCGUGACAGUCGACGCUCGAUUCGAUGCCAUCAAAGUGCGUUGGUUAAAGGAGAGAACAGUAGUUAUAAUUUUUAGGUAUGAGGCGAGGAACUUACCGAGGAAGGUAAAAGAGGACAUUGUUCGGGCAUAUGAAAAUGGCUGGAAUAAAGAGGGUAUAUUCGACCCCCCCAUAGAGAAGGGUAGAAUCAAAUUCGAGGGACCGAAUGUGAUAUCGUAUGUAGCUAAGAACUGUGAAGUGGCCGAAUGGAUGAUCAAUGAGGGAAUGGGGGAAGUUAUGCUGAAGAGAAAGCGAUACGUUUUCGAGACCAAAGCGUGGAUGCCAAGGGCCGAAUGGCAAGAAUUCGGAAGGAUCGAAUUGGAAAAGACUUUCUGGAUUUUAGCAAUUCAGGUACCCCUCGACGCAUACGUAUAUCUACACUCGGCUCUGACGAAGGUAAUCGGCCCAGUGGUAAAAAUGGACUCUCCAGAUCGUUUUUCCCCCAACCCCAGACUGCUCAACAUUCGAUGUGAACUAAACCCGGAGUGCAGAGAGAGAUUCGUAGACAGGCUCUGGGUCAGGCUGACGACGGGAGGAAUGGUGGAGGUCAGGUUAGCUAAUGCCGCUACCCCGUAUUGCAAUCACUGUAGAUGGUAUUUCCACACCGAAGAUGAGUGCACAAGAAAGAAAAGCAAUCCCAACAGGAGACGGGGCAGAUCCGGACAGAAGAAGCAGGUCGUCCUAUCGGACGAAGAGGAUGACAGAUCCUCCAGGUCUUUGAGUUCCCAAUCAGAGGGCAGCAUCGCGUUCACGAGACGCAGAGGAGCAAAUAGAUACAAGGGACCGCUGUCACACGAGCAUUCAAGCGGCUCUGUGAUGCGUAACAGAGGCGCCUCCCCCCCCCCACCGCCUCAUCCGCUCUAUGAGCGGGUGGGUGGUGGAACAGGGAACAGUAAUGGCUUGACCAAUGGGGUAGGAAGGGGAGUCGUUAACGGGAACGAUCCAGGGUUCACUUGGGGCUCCUCCGCUUCAGAAGGGCAAAAUGCAGGAUGCCUAAGACGAUUGGACUUUGCUCUCAUGAGCCCGCAGUGGUGGGACGCGUCCCUCAAUGUGGAAGUGGUGGUGGUGGACCUCGACUUGCGCAUCACAGACGUUUUCGUCGGUUACCCGGGGAGCUGCCAUGACAUUCAGGUGCUUCAGCUCUCCAGUCUGUGGUCGCGUGCGGAGGAGGGGGAUCUUUUCCGUGGGCCUGCUGUUGUGCUGCUGUUCGGAGUGAAGACACACAGUUACAUUCUGGGCGACAACGGGUAUCCGCCACUGGAGUGGAUUGUCGUGCCGUACGAGGGGACCAAUCAAGUCCCCGACGAGGAGAGGUUCGACAACAAGCAAAAGGUCGCCAGGGGAGCAGUGGAGAAAGCUUUCAGGAGAUUGAAAGGGAUGUGGAGGCUGUUCCUCCGCACACACAAGACGAAUAUGGACACUCUCCCACAACAGUUCCAGGCCGUGUGCAUUCUGCACAACAUCCUCCUUGACGCUGGCAUGGAGUUCGACGAGAACUUGCUGUGGGAGGUGGAUGCUAAUGGCAUGUGCCGGCGAGUGGACUUGGGGUUGGAUCAUCCACCCCACCCCAUUGCUGAGAACUUCAAUCGGCCCCGUGCGUUGGCGUUACGCGAGGCAUUGGCGGAGCGGAUGAAACACGCGUGAAGGCGCGCACCGCGUCGACGGCGCGUGGCUCUGCCGUCCUUUUGGAGGUCGUGCUGGGGUCAUCGUCCAACGGAGGCGUUCUGUGUUCUGUCCCUGUCGC